Monopterus albus (swamp eel) is the source of this 6624-nucleotide messenger RNA. Its product is annotated as netrin receptor UNC5D-like. The transcript has 19 exons. Gene Ontology annotation, biological process: axon guidance; netrin-activated signaling pathway. The record is from RefSeq and is a predicted model, not a curated record. NCBI's taxonomy places the organism in Eukaryota, Metazoa, Chordata, Actinopteri, Synbranchiformes, Synbranchidae. Gene Ontology annotation, molecular function: netrin receptor activity; protein binding. Bases 377 to 3199 code for a protein of 940 amino acids. Gene Ontology annotation, cellular component: membrane.
GCCAAAUACAGCUGCUUCACCCAGGAAAGCUCCAUGAUGCUGGAAGGAAAGCAACAGCAGGAACUUCCUCUAAGGCUCUUCCCCCAAGUGAACACGGUGAAUGUUGACCUAAAGACAGCCCGAAAGCUGUUGGCUCACGCUCUCUGUGUCAUUAUUCCACUCUGGCACAGCACAGUGCCGGGGAGCCACUGAAAGCUCCGCACCUCUCCAUCUCCUAACCUGCACUGCGAUUCCGAAGAGCUGACGGUGCUCUUGGCGGACACUGCCUAGCCCCACACACCUGGGCGGAGCGUUCCUCGGGGCACAGGAUCGUGUUUCGAGGAGCCUCCAGCAGACGACAAAUGCUUGAGACCCGCGGCCGGUGCCCCCAGACCCGAUGGGGAGGGAGAAACGCACAUCAGUGAUGGGACACUUUUCAGGAGGAUGCUACUUGACUUUUGCCAUCCUCGUACUCCUCGGUUCACAAGCUCCGUCCACAUUAGCACGAGGUUCCCGAGGUGAAGCCCUGCAGCAUGGCCAAUCUGGGACACUGCCCCACUUCAUGGAAGAGCCCGUUGAUGCUUACAUUGUCAAGAGUAACCCCAUCAAGCUCCGGUGUCAAGCUCGACCCGCUCUCCAAAUCUUCUUCAAGUGCAACGGUGAAUGGGUCCACCAGAGCCAGCACAUGUCUCAGGAGCACACCGACCUGGGGACAGGGCUGAAGAUCCGCGAGGUGAUGAUCAACGUGUCACGACAGCAAGUGGAGGACUUUCAUGGCCCAGAGGAUUACUGGUGUCUGUGUGUCGCCUGGAGUCACCUGGGAACCUCCAAGAGCCGCAAGGCAACUGUCCGGAUCGCCUACCUCAGGAAGAACUUUGAGCAGGACCCCCAAGGCACCGAGGUGCCUCUGAAUGGCAUGAUUGUGUUGCACUGUCGUCCCCCAGAGGGAGUGCCACUGGCUGAGGUGGAGUGGCUGAAAAACGAGGAGCCUCUGAGCACGGACAAUGUCAUCAAUACAAAAGGCGACCAUAAUCUCAUCAUCUCAGAAGCCCGCCUCUCUGAUUCAGGAAACUACACCUGUGUUGCCAGCAACAUUGUGGCCAAAAGGCGCAGCGCCACAGCCACUGUUGUAGUCUAUGUGAAUGGAGGCUGGUCAUCGUGGACAGACUGGUCCCCCUGUAACGUGCGCUGCGGUCGCGGUGUGCAGAAACGUUCUCGCUCUUGCACGAAUCCAGCUCCUCUCAACGGGGGAGCCUUCUGUGAGGGCAUGUCGGUACAGAAAAGCACGUGCAACACACUGUGUCCAGUUGAUGGCAGCUGGGGAGAGUGGAGCGAGUGGUCAGUGUGUAGCGCCGACUGCGAGAGGCAGCGCAGCAGAGAGUGCACGGCCCCAGAGCCCAAACACGGAGGGCGGCUGUGUGACGGGGUGGCGCUAGCUACAGACAACUGCACCGGCGGCCUCUGCACACAGAAUCGGAAGUUGCUACAUGAUGCAAAGCCGCAGGGUGUGGAGAACAGCAGUGAUGUGGCGCUGUAUUCAGGCCUCGCUGCGGGGGCGGUGACGGUGGUGCUGCUGAUUAUCGCUGUCACUCUUUACCGAAGGAGCCAGAGCGAGUACGGCGUUGACGUCAUCGACUCCUCGGCCCUCACUGGGGGCUUCCAGUCCUUCAGCUUCAAGACCUCUCGUCAAGCAAACCCUUUGCUUAUUAAUUCAUCCAUGCAACCUGAUCUGACAGUGUCGCGUACCUACACCAGCCCCAUGUGUUUUCAGGACUCCAUUGACAAGGAGCUGAUGGCCGAGCACUCACUCCUCGACCCGUUGCCUGAUCUCAAGGUCAAAGGGGUGGCAGAAAGGGCGGACUACCAUGUUGUGUCCCACCCUCAGACAUUUCCAAGGGGCCUGGCUCCAGACUACAGAGGCGUUGCAGUGGGGACGACACUGGGCAGGAGAAGCAGAAACCUUUUCACUCCACAAGUCUCGCUGACUCCAAGCAGGCCUCUCCACAAAGCUACUGCAGUAUUUGGUCAUGCUGGAGGCAGGCUGGUGGUACCUAACACAGGUAUCAGUCUGCUGGUGCCUCACGGGGGGAUCGCAGAAGAGACUACCUGGGAAAUGUACAUGAUUAUCAACCAGCAGGACAGCAGCGUUGUGUCUGAGGACGAGCCAGAGAUCUUCCUGAGCCCUGCUGUCACAUACGGACCACCGGGCCUCGACCUGUCCUGCCCCAUAGCCAUGACCGUAGCCCAUUGUGCAGAGGUUACUGGUGAUAAUUGGGCCAUCCGACUAAAGAAACAAGUGCAGGACAACAUGUGGGAGGAAGUGAUGUCUGUGGAUGAGGAGAGCACAUCCUGCUACUGUCUGCUCGAGGCCCACAGGUGCCACAUGCUGCUGAAGCAUCCGGGUCGCUAUGCCCUGGUGGGGGAGCCGCUGACCCAGGAGGCGGCCAAGCGACUGAGGCUGGCUGUGUUUGGUAGUCCGGAUACCAGCAACUCUCUGGGCUUCUCCCUCAGGGUUUACUGUGUGGACGACACACCCCAUGCAUUUCAGGAGGUGGCAGUGGGCGAGCGCAGCAGGGGCGGGCGGCUGCUCGAGGAGCCUAAAGCGAUGCUGUUCAGAGGGAACUCUUUUAGCCUCCAAGUGUCCAUCCAGGACAUCCCACAAUUACUCUGGAGCAUCAAGCCUUUCACCACCUGCCAGGAGUUCUCCUUUUCUCAGGUGUGGGCCAGUAACCAGCAUCCCCUGCAGUGUGCCUUCUUUCUAGAGCGAUACAGCCACUCCUCGUCUCAGCUCUCGUGCAAGAUCAGCGUCCGACAGGUCAAAAGCGAGGAGCAGAUACUCCAGGUCUAUACAUCUGUGGUUGAGAAUGAAAAGGGAGUGCUUCCCUUUUCCUCUCAGUCGGACUGCACCAUCACCUCUCAGACAGGGUCAAGAGCCUUUAAAAUCCCCCUGUCCAUCCGUCAGCGGAUCAGUGCCACCUUUGACACAACUAACGCCAAGGGGAAGGACUGGCAGCUCUUGGCUCAGAAGCUCCACAUAGACAGGAACCUCUGCUACUUUGCAUGUCAGGAGAGCCCAUCAUCAGUAAUUCUGAGUCUAUGGGAAGCCCAGCACCAGGACUCAGGAGACCUGGACUCUCUGGCGAGUGCCCUAGAGGAUAUUGGCAAGGUCCAGUCCUCUAGGAGAGAGGAGCAGGACUCUGAAUUUGCUCAACUUGGGUAGGAGAGGUCUACAGCGGAUCAAAUCAUGAUGAACCUUUACUGCAUGAGCACUGAUGAGCAGGUGUUCUUGCUAACCUAUGGUGAAAAGGAGGAGGAGUGAAGAGAAGAGCAGGGAAACUGGGUUUUAGACUGUUACUACAGAAACACCUCUGCUAAACCAAAUGGCACAUACAGUACCGUCAGACGGGAAUCAUGGAACAAGUGAAAGGCCCCAAAAAAACACUUUUUGAAAAGGACAGAAGUAUCCCACAUCCACCUUUGAUUGAAAAAUGUCACCUCCUGACACAUCUGAAGACAGAUUCAGUUACCUGUCUUUGAGGAUUAUGGAUAUUUGUGUGAAGAGGACUCGCCACAUAGGAUGGAGUGUGUUUCAGACAACUUGUCAAUCAUGCUGGUGUUGUGCCCUUCACAGAUGUGCUGGGAUGUGCCAGCACUUGCCCUCAAACAGCCUUCUGGGCGGUCAGAAUGUUUGGUGUAAUAUCAUUCUCUUGUCAUUCAUUUUCAAGGUCUCCUAAUACUGCUUUUGCUUGUCUACACCGUGUCUCUAGUGUUACUUUCUGGAGUUAGAUGAAAAGACAGAAUAUGAUAUGAUAUGUCAUAACAUUGUGUCCAUACUGUGGGGUCAGACACACUGACAGUGAUUGUUCACACUGAUUAGCAUUUAAAAGGACCUGAUGGUGUCCAAAUGCUGUAAAAGAGACGACUGGGCUUUUACAGCGGCAUGAUCGGGUAACCAUCAUUUUAACAAACUCCCACAUGCACACACUGAAGAACUAUUUCAAGCUUAUCAGCAGAAUGUGUUGAGGCAAGUGUCGAAGCAAAGGCUGAAGAAGAGAAGAACUCUCAGCACCCGGCUGAUCUGUGCUGCAGGCGUGCACCACAUCCCCUAAUGUCUAGUAGUCAACUGCUGUUUUUGAUAAACGGUUUCUGUUUUUUGUUUUUUGGGAGGAACUUUUCUUUCUCGGUGUGUGAUCAGUGACUUUAUACCAGACAGACAGUGGGAACGUUACAACACUGCAAGUGCUUGGAACAGGUGGCGUUGUGUGUCCCUUAUUUUUUCUUUUUUACUUUUGAUGUGUGGCUUGACUGGAUCUGCCUUUUUUGGGUCAUCUGCAUCAUCACUUACACAGUCUCACUCCCUCCCCGCUGUGUUAGCGUCCCCUGCAGAGCCAGCAUCCGCUUGAACACAGAUCAGAAAGAUCCCCACAUUCAGUUGCUCCACCUGCCCUAAACUUAAUAAAGUGACUUUGUGUUGAACUCUGUGUUGGCUCUCUCUUUUCGACAACUUAAUGAAAUCAGUUCUUGACAAGCCUGACAUCCCACGUACUGUACAGUGGAGAGAUCAGCUCCAGUAGCUCUUCAAAAACUGUGUUCAGCAAAGAGAUGAAAUGGAGCCCCAUACAAAGUAGAAUUCUCAGAAAGCUGUAACAGAGCUAUGGAAGAACUCCUAAAGUUUUAGAUGUCGUUGCCAAUUUACCAUGAUGAUCAGUAAUUGUGUUUGAUCUGCACGGCAUGCCAACCUAGACGGCACUAAGCUGGAACUAACAACUCACGAGUAAGACCUGGUCUUAAAGAGGCUUCCUUCCAACUUGCCUAUUUUUAGAUGUCCAAACCUUUAUAUGGAGAAUAAAUCCUCAGAGACGUCUGUGCAGAGUUUGUCAGCAGUGUCUUCUGCUCUUCAGCCACCCAUCAAGUAGUUAUUCUGUGUAGUGUCUCUUUUAAAAGUGUUUAACUGUCUCAAAGUGGCCCAGACCUGGUGAGACGACGCUGCUGUCCUUCCUUCUUUAGAGAUACUUAACACAGUGUUAAAAGAUUUUUGGGAAACAACCUACAGUAUUUACUUUCUUGCCCAGAAAAGAUUGAUCUCAUUGUUAUUCUUAUGUACUGUAUGUUAACUGAAGCUACAGCUAGCAGCCAGUUAGCAUAGUUUAGUAAUAAGACUGCAAACAGCUACUGUAUCUUGGCUCUGGUCAAAGCACUGACUGUAUAAAUACAGAUGACAUAUCACCACUUCCCUCUACUAUGUAGACGUGAAGCAAAUACCACAAAUGCAGCAGCUGCCAUCUUGGCAUUUUGCAGCUGGUAGCAACCAAGCAGUUGAGUGACAUAUCAGGCCACCAAUCAAAGCUGCCAAAUACUCAGACAGACUCAGAAUCAGCUUUAUUGGCCAGGUGUGUUGGACACACGAGGACUCUGGUGCAGCUGAAUACAAUCUGAAAUGCAUCUCUUUUAAUGUCAUUGAACAACUAAUUAAAAACCAGCUUACCAAAAACAUGUCCACUUGCCCCCAUCUGUCUGUUAAUAUUUACCAAAACCCACACAAAUGGUAUUGAUCUUCUUAACUGUCAAAGAAAAAAAAUAAGCAUGUUUCCCCAACAUAUCAAAAAAAGUCCUUUAAUUAAAUAUGAUUUCCAACUUCAUCUUCAAGCUGACAAAAGUAGUUGCAGAUUCAAGUGUGCUGGUUCUACAGUGCGAAAGCAAAUCCCUGCUCCUGCUUCUGUGUUUUUGGAAAUAUUCUGACUUGUUCAACCACAGAGGUGUGCUUCAUUCAGGAGCUGGAGUUCUGGACAACCUGUUCUGAGACAGCCAAGCUGGAAAUCACACAGUAGCUAUAGCUCAUGAGAAAGCCUUUGUCAUCCUGUUCUGUACAGACAGACUGUAAUAAGGAGGGACUGAGUGUCUGCUAUCAGCUGAAAAGGUCACUGUGUACUGUGUAUGGAAGGCAUUUACACCUGGAUGAUACUGACUCUCUCUCCAGUUCUCACAUGCUGAGUUAAAGCCCUUCAUACAGAUGGCUACUGUGGGACAGUCACAUCUAAAACAAUACAAUGAAGCCUCCUUUCUGUACUUGGCAUCUAAAAGUACUUUAUGAAGUGGUUAAAAUAUAAGUAAGACUUCUAUUUUUUAGGUGCUCUUCUUUACAAAUCCUUUAUCUUGAGAAGCAGACCCCUAAGAAAUCAUUGCUACGGUACCAAACGUACAGCCAUGGUGUUUUUCUGAGAUUUCAAGCGUAAACCAAAGUGUUAUGGACCCACUUUAAUGUUACUGGACCUCCAAAUUUAGAGCAGCCACAAUGUAAGAAACCCAGGGUUUUAAGUAGUUUUUCAAAAUUGCAUAAACUUGUGUAAUGCAGUGUUGGCUACACAUUUCUUUUCUAUAUAGGUCAGUACUAGAACUGCUUUCAAAACAGGAACUAAUCUUCUGAGUUGCGGGACCACGUCUGUUUCUCAGGAUAUUAAUCAGAGCAUACUGUGUCUCAUUAAUGUACAGAGCUGACUCCGUCAAACCCAGGACUUGACCUCUCUGCUGAAGUGCAGAAUGUGCCCUGGAGUCUCCACAUAUUGCCCAAAUUCUUUGUUGUAUUUAUAGAUGUGAGCUUGAGGCAGGAUCAGUCAGACGUCCUCGGAUCAUAAGAAAUUAAACAGA